AUGGGAGAAGAAAACCAAUCCUAUGUGACUGAAUUUAUCCUCCUGGGCCUGUCACAGGAUCCACGGACACAAGUCUUGCUCUUUGUUAUUUUUCUGAUCAUCUACGUGUUAACUGUGUUGGGAAAUCUGCUCAUCAUUGUGCUCAUUCACAUAGACUCCAAACUCCACACACCCAUGUACUUUUUCCUUAGGAACUUGUCCUUCGCUGACCUCUGCUUUUCUACUACUACAGUCCCCCAGGUGAUGGUCCACUUCCUGGCAAAAAAGAAAAGCAUUUCCUUUAUUGGAUGCUCAACACAGAUAGUUGUUCUGCUUCUGGUUGGAUGUACAGAGUGUGCCCUGCUGGCUGUUAUGUCCUAUGAUCGGUAUGUGGCUGUGUGCAAACCCCUGCACUACACCACCAUCAUGACUCAUGGGGUGUGUGUACUGAUGGCCUUAGGGUCCUGGAUCAGUGGAGUACUUAUAUCAGCGGUGGAUACCACCUUCACCUUGCUCCUGCCCUACCGAGGACACAAUGUCAUUAACCACUUUUUUUGUGAACCUCCUGCCCUCCUGAAGCUGGCUUCUGCAGACACUUACAGCACAGAAAUGACCAUCUUUGCCAUGGGAGUGAUUAUUCUUUUAGCGCCUGUUUCCCUGAUCCUUGUCACCUACUGGCGCAUUAUCUCCACCGUGAUUCGGAUGCAGUCAGGGGAAGGAAGACUCAAGGUUUUCUCCACUUGCGGCUCCCACCUCAUUGUUGUUGUCCUUUUCUAUGGGUCAGGGAUAUUCGCCUACAUGAGGCCAAACUCCAAGGAAAUGAGUGAAAGGGAUAAAACAAUCUCUGUCUUUUACUCAUUGGUGACACCAAUGCUGAAUCCCAUCAUUUACAGUCUGAGGAAUAAGGAUGUAAAAGGGGCUCUCAGGAAAUUGAUAGCAAAAUAA
Molecule: messenger RNA, 924 nt
Organism: Sorex araneus (European shrew)
Lineage: Eukaryota; Metazoa; Chordata; Mammalia; Eulipotyphla; Soricidae
Product: olfactory receptor 2D3-like
Exons: 1
Coding region: 1-924 (307 amino acids)
Biological process (GO): G protein-coupled receptor signaling pathway
Cellular component (GO): membrane
Molecular function (GO): olfactory receptor activity; G protein-coupled receptor activity
Source: RefSeq, a predicted model, not a curated record